Molecule: messenger RNA, 2300 nt
Organism: Pangasianodon hypophthalmus (striped catfish)
Lineage: Eukaryota; Metazoa; Chordata; Actinopteri; Siluriformes; Pangasiidae
Exons: 5
Coding region: 205-627 (140 amino acids)
Biological process (GO): regulation of transcription by RNA polymerase II
Cellular component (GO): nucleus
Source: RefSeq, a predicted model, not a curated record
GGUGAUGCGCGCGCUCGCGACGGCGCGUCAAAAAUAAUCAAAAGCAGCUGUUACAUUUAAACUCGCACUCGAGCGCGCGCGCGUCACAAACCGUCACCCUGCCUGCAGCUCGCGCUUUGUUUAAAGGAGUCGAUUCAGUGAAGUGAUUCAUAAUGGACGUCAGUGCGGAGUAAACGCGCGCGCAGAGACACGUGAGAGGUGAACAUGGAGAACAGACGGGAGGAGAAACACACCACAGCGUCUCCUCGAAGUGUCAUCGUCACUUAUUAUGAAGGAGACAUUAACACGGUGGUGGACGAACAUUUCUUCCGCGCGCUGAGCAAAAACAGCAGUCCCAAAGACCUGAGCAUCAAACACCGAGAGAGACACACACCACACACACCACGCAGCACCGACUCUCUGACUCCGCCCUCGUGGUCUACAUCAUGGUCCAGGACGAGUGUGUGUGCUCCAAAUCACACAAGUCACACGGCCCCGUGUUUCUCUGCUGAGGAAGCAGUUCGGGCUUCAUCAGUGAUCGUGAGUCGGCCUGAAACUCCUGCUUCCUGGAGCUUAUCCCAAAGCUACAUGCUAACAUCGUUGGCGCACCAGCUGUCUGAGGCUCCGUCGUUCCACCCUCCGAAAUGAGGUGUGGACGCCUCAGAACAGCGAGGAUUUAUACUGGUAUUGACAUGGACACGCCCACUCACAACCACGCCCACUCAUUACCAUGCCCACAAUAGACCACGCCCACAACACACCACACCCACUCAUUACCAUGCCCACAAUAGACCACGCCCACAACAGCCAUGACAUUUCCUUUGAUGUUCCAUGGAGAACAUGCACCCACAAUGCACCAUGCCCACUCACGACCACUCCCACAAUAGACCACGCCCACACGUGACCAAACCCACCAUACACACACGAACACCCCCACAAUAGACCACGCCCACAAUAGACCACGCCCACAACACACCACACCCACUCGUUACCAUGCCCACAAUAGACCACGCCCACAACAGCCAUGACAUUUCCUUUGAUGUUCCAUGGAGAACAUGCACCCACAAUGCACCAUGCCCACUCACGACCACUCCCACAAUAGACCACGCCCACACGUGACCAAACCCACCAUAUACACAUGAACACCCCACAAUAGACCACGCCCACAAUAGACCAUGCCCACACCAGCCCUGGCAUUUCCUUUGAUGUUCCAUGGAGAUCAUGGAGCUGAGGGACUGUAGGGCUGGAGGUAGAACUGACCGCACUCUAGCUCCGCCCCCUGUGUAGAGCGUUUAUCAGCUCUCUGGUCAUUUAUCAAGAGCUCAGUUAAUAAAAUAAUGACACGUACCUGAGAAUAAAAUCUCCAUGAUGGAUCGUGCUGCUAAUUCUGGAGCUCGGCUGAAGGUGAAUUAAUAACGAGUCAAUUUCAUUAAAAAAAGAGCAGAAAUAGCGAGAACCCCUGCAGGUGAUAUUUAUUAUUAAACAGCACAUUAUUUAAAACGGAAUCUGACUUCCUGUACCUGUUCAGCUCCAGACCUGAAGAUUGAGGAUUUAAAAAGAAAUGUGAAGAGCACUCAGGGACAGAACACGGCUCAGUGCAGAGCUUCACUGAGAGAUGGAAAUCUUAUAACGUGUCAGAUGUGACAGAUGAGACAGAUGUGUAUCGUAUCAUUUCAUUUUAUUGAGUUGCUGUUGUUCAGCAGUACAGAUGAGCUGAGAACGAAGCACCAGCAGGGGGCAGCACUGACUCACACGUACACGGCGAUGGUCUGAUCACACCUCUGUAGAUUUUAUUCGUUUAUCUCCAGGAAUCUUUCCUCCUCUCGGUUGAAGAGCCGUUUAAUUUCAGCUCUAAUAAAGUGCAUUAGAUGAUGAUGAUGAUGAUGAUGUGAAUUUUGUAGUGGAAGAAGCACGAAGCUCCAAAUGAACAUCCUGUAAACACACUCGGUAAACACGCUUCUCCACCUGUACGCUGUAAUGAGUGAUAAUCGCACCGUCCGGCGUCACACACACGAGGAGGGGUUCCUUCUCAGUCGGGUUCCUCUCAGGGUUCCUUCCUCAUGUCUUCUCAGGGAGUUUUCCUCGUCACUGUCACCUCUAGAUUGUUCAUUACGCAUCUAAACCUGUAAACAGUGUUUGUGAUAAUGUCUGUUAUACAAAUAAAAAAUGAAUUGCACUAUCAAUUAUAAAGGAAUAAACCUCUUUUAAACCUCUUAACACUUUUCUGUUCCGAUUUGUGGACAAACAUUUUGCAUGUUUGACUGAUGGUCUGUUUUUACACUGCAGUUUAUCGCUAAAUAUCUUCACCGUUAGCUGAUUUA